CUGGCAGUGCCAGAGUAAAGACGAGUCGGGAUUCGCAGCCCCCCCGCUGGGGCCGGUGGGGUGGCGGGGGGGUGAUACGACACAGCCCCCAAAGGCCACAUGGACGCCAUGGUGCUGCAGGUGCGGCGCAGCCUUGCCUUCCUGGUGGAGCGAUACUCUGGGAUCAGAGGCAUUUACCUGUGUGGACACUCAGCAGGGGCACACUUGGCAGCCAUGGUGUUGUCCACGGACUGGACGGAAUAUGGAGUGGCACCGGAUAUCAAAGGAGCUGUGCUGGUGAGCGGCGUGUACGACCUUGAGCCCAUCCUGCACACCUAUGUGAACGAUGCGCUGAACAUGAGCCGGGAGGUCGCCCAGAGGAACAGCCCCAUGCUGUGCGUCACCCCAGCAGUGCCUGCGGCUGCGGCCUGCGAGGUGCUCGUGGCUGUGGCCCAGCACGACUCCCCGGAGUUUCGCAGGCAGUCGCAGGAGUAUGGCCAGGCCCUGCGCACAGCCGGCUGGUCCGUCUCCCUGCUGGAUCUCGCCGGCGUGGAUCACUUUGACAUCAUUGAGAAGCUGUCGGAGGAGAGCUAUGUCCUCACUCAGGUGAUUCUGAACAUGAUUUCAAGAGCUUGAUGGCGUGUCGGGAGCAAACUGAGAUGGGAACCACAGUCCUGCGUGGUGGCGACAGGCAGCCGGCGUGCACCCUGUCCUGCUGCCCUCCUCGCUCCAGCCCGCUGGGUCUCCUCCUGCAGCACAGGGCGGCUGCCGCCUCCGAACACCCUCUGUGCCUGCUCCACUCCUUCCAGCCUGCAGCCAGGCGGGGGGGGGGGGGGGGGGGGCGCUCAGAGCAGGGGAGCACCAGUUAUCACUGAUUCUCGCCUGGGCUGGUGUUCCUUUGCAGGGUGUUUCUGCCCAUCCGGAGAGCGUGCAGGGCUGGCAGGCCUGCAGGGCUCGCUCUGGACGACCGGGUGAUGAAGUUUGUUCCCUCAAUUUCCUUUCAACUGCUUAUUGCCAAUACAAAAUAAAACAGGAAU
Messenger RNA from Aptenodytes forsteri (emperor penguin), 1016 nucleotides. It is a transcript of the gene AFMID, whose product is annotated as arylformamidase. Gene Ontology annotation, molecular function: hydrolase activity. The transcript has 8 exons. The coding region runs from base 100 to 615 and encodes 171 amino acids. The record is from RefSeq and is a predicted model, not a curated record. Lineage: Eukaryota; Metazoa; Chordata; Aves; Sphenisciformes; Spheniscidae.